GCUCAAAAAUAGAUGGCAAUCCAUUCGAUUUGGAUUAAAAUACGUUUCACCUAAAAACGCAUCACAUCCGACAUAUGCGACAUAUUUUCAACAAGAAAGUUUAAUUAUAACGGAUAGUGGUCUUAGUUUGGAUAUUUAUGCAGUUGGAAAUAUCACCGACGAUAUAUAUUUAGACGCAAUUCAUACGUUCGUUAUGAAAACACAUGAAUAUUCGCUUUGGACAUUUCCGCUGAUUUGGAGCAACUUCAAAACAGGAACCGAUUACUAUGAUCUUUUAUCCAGACUUGGGAUACAAAUUUUUCUGGGUCAAAAAAGCUCUUCUUCAUUCUAUUGCAACUUACAAGUAUUUGCUCAGUCAGGUUUAGAAAUUGUUCGAGCGAGUGAAUCGGAUGAAGACAUCCUAUCUACAUUUAGUACUAUCAGUGGUAUAUGGACUUUCUUCAUGACAAUUUAUGUCUUUUUAUUUAGCAUUAAUUCAAAAUUUUCGCUGGGUGUUCCACAUGCAAUGUGGAAUUCAUUUUUUGGUAAAAAAAAGAAGUUGAGUUGGAAGUUGAGAAGAUGA
Molecule: messenger RNA, 562 nt
Organism: Acaulospora morrowiae
Lineage: Eukaryota; Fungi; Glomeromycota; Glomeromycetes; Diversisporales; Acaulosporaceae
Source: the annotation of a GenBank genome assembly